GAGGCGUCGCACUGUGUCUCAGUUCAGAAGGACGUCGUAACGGCGAAGCAUUGGUGAGGUUUGAAGACUUUGAGCAGCGUGAACUGGCCCUCAAGCGACAUCGGCACUUCCUCCAUAACCGCUAUAUCGAGGUGUAUCGUGCUACCGCCGACGAUUUUUUACAGGUUGCUGCAGGUUCGUUCAGCAGUUCGGGCAGUGAGUCUUUUAAUUGUUAG
Gongylonema pulchrum is the source of this 215-nucleotide messenger RNA. The record is from the annotation of a GenBank genome assembly. NCBI's taxonomy places the organism in Eukaryota, Metazoa, Nematoda, Chromadorea, Rhabditida, Gongylonematidae.